AUGCAGGCACCAAUCCCAAUUGCACAGGCCCCUGGCCGUCUGGAUUCCUUCAGCUUCCAACGUCCUGGGGGUCUCACACCACGCGCUUCGUCCAGCUUUGUCGGCAGCGCAAGCUACAAGGAGCCUAUGGCCGUCUCGUUUGGCAAAGACGUCUCAGAGAUCAUGGAUUACUCCAUCUCAAGAUUUGGCACGUCCACCGAGUCCGAUGCCACAGUCGCGCCUUCCUCCGUGAGGCUCGAGUCCACUUUCUGCCGCAACUUCACAUGCUGUGGCCAGAAGCUCGAUGACCUCCACGACCUUCUCCAGCACUACGAGGAGUGCCACGUGCGUUUCGAGGACGACGAGAUGCCCGCCAUGAUUGCCGAUGACGAGGUUGAGUCCUCGGGGUCUUCCAAUGCUUCCACAUCCCAACCCUCCAGCCCACGCACCUCAAAUGCGGGCUCCACCUCCUCAGCCGCCGCCACCGCCACGGCUGCCACCACUCCUGGCGCCACCACCUCCGCCAUCACCACCGACUUGAACGUCACAACGCCAACGGGUCUCGAUGACACUGACAAGGCCUCGGCAUUUGACACGGCAGUGAUGCGCUCGCCAUCGCUCGCCAAGGGCAAGAAGCGUUCGUUUGGCCAAUACUCAAACGCUUCUUCGUCGAAUCCCAACGGCGCCAUCCACCAGUCGUUGAGGAGAGCCCUCAUCGAUGGCGGUGUGGGUCGCAGAGCACCUGGCACGCCAAACAUCUAUGCGCCCAAUUCGCCCUUCUCGACACCGGGCAGCUCCGUCCCAGGCACUCCUUGCCUCGACUCGGAGAGCGACGGCUACUUCAGCAGCGGCCUCAACCCUGCCGCCUUCUCGGCGCUUUCCAUCCGCUCGAGCAACGCCGACGAGCACCACCUUCCCUCGUGUGCACCUCCCAAUCUCUUCUUCCCGGCGUCGGGCACGGCCUCGUCGUCGCAGCCCCCAGCCAAGCGCGAGAAGACGAGCGCGGUCACCAACGCUUCUACGAUCGCGCUCGAGAACGCUCUUCGCGCCGGCGCCGCCAACAUCGACAAGCCGUACAAGUGCCCGGCACCUGGCUGCGACAAGGCUUACAAGCAGAUGAACGGCCUCAAGUACCACCGUCUCCACGGCGCUUGCAACCAGAACAACCUACCCAUCACCGCACAGGCAGCUGCUCAGCCACCAACCAUCCACAUCACCACCAACUCCACUACGGGAUCGCCGCAACCCGAGUCGGCGGAUGGUAUCAAGAUCGAGGAGGGCACGGCAACCCCUUCGUUGAGCUCGCCUUCGUCGCCCACGGCCAGCGCCAACUCGUCGCCGGAUCCGGCUAGCCCUGCUACCCAGGCGCCGAUCCCGUUGGGUGAUCGCCUGUACAUCUGCCAAGUCGGUGCAUGUGGCAAGCGCUACAAGAACCUCAACGGCUUGCGAUACCACUACCUUCACUCUGGCUCACACGGCUUGCUCGGUCUUCAGCUCCUCCAAUCUGGCGGAGGUGCCAGCGCCAAAGUCGAUGCUACGGGCCGUGCUCCUGUCAGCACGAGCACGCUCAGCCAGGAGGAGAUUGCUGCCGCUGCCCAAGCCGCGCAACUGGCUCAGGAGCAGAUCCAGGCACAGGCGGCCAAGAGUGCUGCUGCCACGGCUGCUGCCGCUGCCGCCGCUGCUGCUCGCAAGGAGGAGAACGAGCGCCAAACACCAACGCUCAUCACACCACCUUCUGGCUUGACCCAGGCGCUUCAACAGCAGCAGCAGCAGCAGCAGCAGCAGCAGCAACAACAACAACAACAACAACAACAACAGCAGGAUUCGUCAAUGUCGCCACCAGUCGCUGGCUUGUAG
Molecule: messenger RNA, 1836 nt
Organism: Sporisorium graminicola
Lineage: Eukaryota; Fungi; Basidiomycota; Ustilaginomycetes; Ustilaginales; Ustilaginaceae
Exons: 2
Coding region: 1-1836 (611 amino acids)
Cellular component (GO): nucleus
Source: RefSeq, a predicted model, not a curated record